This is a messenger RNA of Funneliformis caledonium, 277 nucleotides long. The record is from the annotation of a GenBank genome assembly. Lineage: Eukaryota; Fungi; Glomeromycota; Glomeromycetes; Glomerales; Glomeraceae.
UUCUGCCAUUUCUACUACAAGUUCUAAUACUCCUCAUACAAAUUCUACUCCUACCAUUGGUUUUAAUAAUUUUAAUAAAGGUCCUCCUCCUACUACCGUUCCUACUGCUUGUAUUACUGGUUCUACUAUUCCUGGCUCUAUUAAUGUGUUGAGAUCAGACACUAACAGUAUCAAAAAGCAUCGAUCAGGAACAUCAAACAAAGACAUGAAAUUGAAGAAACCAUUAAUCGACCUCCAAAAAAGUCUAAAAUUGGAAAUAGUAGAAACUGAUCAGUAG